AUGCCAAUUAUCCAUGAUCAGCUCACUGCCAUCUCAGAUGUAGAUUGCAGACGCUUCCGGCAAUUCCACUACCGGGAGGCCGAUGGGCCCCGAGGGGUCUGCAGCCAGCUCCAUGGACUUUGCAGCCAGUGGAUGAGGACGGAGAGGCACACCAAGAAGGAGAUUCUGGACCUGGUGAUCCUGGAGCAGUUCCUGGCCAUUCUGCCCCAGGCAAUGAAGAGCUGGGUCAGGGAAUGUGGGCCAGAGACCAGUUCCCAGGCGGUGGCCCUGGCCGAAGGUUUCCUCCUGAGUCAGGCAGAGGAGAAGAGGCAGGCAGAACAGAUGUGGGCACCAUCCGUGAAGACAGAAGCUGCAGUUCCUGAGGCAGAAGGAGCUUCUUUGGAGCAAGGGCAGAGGGCACAGGCCACGGAGCAGGCCCAAGAUGCCCUCUGCUGUGGUAAAGACCUGUCGUGGCUGGGUGCAACCGUGGCACACUGUGGAUUUGAUGGGGAGAAACUAGUUGGGGGUGAGGAAGAGAAUUAA
This is a messenger RNA of Heteronotia binoei (common prickly gecko), 522 nucleotides long. Its product is annotated as zinc finger protein 24-like. The coding region runs from base 1 to 522 and encodes 173 amino acids. The transcript has 2 exons. NCBI's taxonomy places the organism in Eukaryota, Metazoa, Chordata, Lepidosauria, Squamata, Gekkonidae. The record is from RefSeq and is a predicted model, not a curated record.